AUGGACUAUGAAGAGGAUGAUGAUCUUUCCUUUGCAAAAUGGAUGAGUAGUUUCUGGGGCCAUAGUGUGACUGAUGAAAGAGAGAGUAAAGCACACAGGAAGCAGCAGACAAGAUCGCUGAGUGAAAGGAGAGCCUCUCUUCCGGCCAGGCUUUCUUCCAUCCAUAUGACAAGGCUUCAUGGUUCUACCAAGACCCCAUCCUCAGGCCACCUAAAAGAAUUGCAAGAAGAUCAAGAUACACAAUGCCAUUGUCAUAGGAAGGCAAGCAAAAAAUCCUCAAAUGGUGAUUCUUCCCAGGGGACAAGUGGACCAAACAGUAGAUCAAACUCCAUCCAGGAAUUUUCAGAAUCCUUUGAGAAGCAACUGCAUUUCAAAAACAAGCGCUCAGUUUCUUUGGAACCUGAAGGGAUGAAAGAGAGGAGAGAAAGAGAAAAACUGCAUAUUCCCAAGAGCAGGCCUUGUAAGAAAGCAGGAGAGAAGAAGGAGCCAAAGAGAGAGCAAGGGGAAGGAGAACACAACACGCAAUUUGCAGCAGGGAAACAUAGUUAA
Messenger RNA from Zootoca vivipara (common lizard), 549 nucleotides. RefSeq names its product leukemia NUP98 fusion partner 1 (gene LNP1). Lineage: Eukaryota; Metazoa; Chordata; Lepidosauria; Squamata; Lacertidae. The record is from RefSeq and is a predicted model, not a curated record.